CAACAUGUUGUACUUACGACUAGCAGCCAUGUGUUUGCCAUGCUUGCGUGACGUGUGUGAAGCGUGUGAGAUUGAGAGUCAGUGAAAAAUAUACGCACGACAUCUGGGUGCUUUUUUCUAUGAACAAUAAGAGAAGUCAUAGGAUUAACAAUGAAUGCUGAAAAUAUAAAUAAUAACAAGAAAAAAUCUUGGACCGAAAAUGAGCGCUUAGAACUUGCCGCUAAAUUGGACGCUGAGUUGGAUGACUAUAUUAAUAAUUUGGAGCAAAAACAAUAUACCGAAGGAUGGCCAGAAGAUCGUUGGGAAGCCGAAAUGGACAAGCAUCCUUUCUUCAUGAAAAAAGCUCCCCAAGUUGGAGACGAAUUAUCACCGCUAAUGGAAGGCUUGCAGCAGUUGAAAUACGAUGAGAACGAAAAUACUCCCGAAGAAUUAGCAAAUAACUACAAAGAAGAUGGUAAUUUCAAUUUCAAAUACAAGAACUACCGUCUAGCUAUAAUGGGGUACACAGAAGGCAUCAGAACUAAAUGUAAAGAUGGUGAUUUAAUGGCUCAGCUUUAUAAUAAUCGAGCUGCUGCACAUUACAUGCUUCAGAAUUACCGAUCAAGUUUAAACGAUUGCAAACAUGCUUUGAAACUUAAGCCAGACUAUCCAAAAGCAUUAAACAGAGCUGCAAACUGCUGUUCGCAGAUCAAGGACUAUGAUCAAUGUAUUACUUACUGUGAUCAAUUUCUCGAAAAAUCUCCGUCGGAAAAGGUGAUAUUAAAUCUUAGAAAUGAAGCAGUAGCUAACAAGAAAAAAUUGGAGAGGGAUAAACGUCGAACUGAUGCUUUGGCUAAGAAAAUUGACCGAGAAGAGGAGACUUUACUCGAAAUAAUUCAGAGCAGAGGUGUGAAUAUCGAAUUGGGCUCAGGGAAGAGACACCUGCAACUAUCUGAUUUUGAACCGUGCAUACCACAAAUAGCCCAGAACAGAGUGCAUUUGAUGGAAGACGGCCGUCUGGUUUGGCCCGUUAUAAUUUUAUAUCCAGAAACUCAACAAACAGAUUUCAUUCAAGAAUUUCACGAAGAUACCAGGUUGAUAACCCAGUUGAAAGAACUGUUUGAAGAACCUCCGGGAUGGGACACAGGAAGGCGGUAUUAUCCAGAAAAUUUAAAUGUGUAUUUUGAGGGUAAAGGGAAACGCACUGUUCACAAAAUUGACGUUGAAGCAACACUUGGAAAAAUUCUGGCUGACCAGAGGUUCGAGGUGAGAGGAGGAACUCCGGCUUUUCUGGUGUUGGUCGCAUCGAGCGAAGCGGAGAAGCGAUUUUUAGCCAAUUAUUGACUUUGAACUGACUCCAAUCGCGUUACGGAAACGCUACUCGACUCCACGGUGCUUUGAGCCGACCGUUCAAGACACUAACUCUCGCGUUACCUUUCUCCUCUACGUUGUUUUUUUCUUUUUUUCUCUACCACCACGUCACGCUUGAUCAUCCAUAAUUUUCAAAUGUUUAUUCCCACUGAAGUUGUACACUACCUGUAACUUCGAGGUGAAUAAAUUUUCGUCUCUUGUUCGUGAAUUCUCAGAUCCUAGGAAGAUGGAAUAACCGUUUGGAUUCAUUUCAUAUUCAUGAAUCGUUUCCUACCGUUUUUACCCCCCUCACACUUCCUGUCAUUUCUCAGUUAUCGUGCAAAUGGGAUUGCAAGACUCGGAGGUUCUUAUCUUUUCUUUUACUCCCUCUAUCCGUCGGUUCUUUGAUCAAAUACAGGAUCUUUUAUUUGAUUUUCACUUUUUUCGCACACUCUCCAAUUGAUAUUCAAAUUCUUUUACCCUCAUGAUUCCGAAAGAACCGCGCUCCGCGAUUCGCCUGCCUAUGCAGAUACGACCUCACGCAGAUAACGUAAAGCGGGUUUCAAGGAACAUUCGUCCAGGUGUCAGACGAGAAAUCAAUAACGACUACAACGUGAUUAGGCGAGUCAGUUUCCUCGAUCUCGAGCUUCUUUGUGAUUCUACCAGCUUUCGCCAUAUUUUGGGUAAUUUCGGUAACGGUCAGUUGAGAGGAGUGGAGAAAAACAUGGUGAAGACAUUGAUUUCAAUUAGUAUUGCAUUUAUGAGUCACGAGAUUGCGGAGCGUCGUUUUCUUAAGGUAAUUCUAUCGUUUAUCAGCUGAAUAAUUAUAUCACAACGUGCAUGUAUUGUUGUUAAAAAAUAUAAUACAGAAUCAAUUCGCGAGAUUUUAAUGUAACCGUUUCUUCUUUUAAGAUAAACCGCAACAUGAAGUGGGUAUGAUUUGUAAAGUUGCCCGCGCGAUAUAAAAACCUAAUUGAUGUCGAGUUCACGGUGAAAUAUGUAUUUGUCAGGUGUUAACGUAGCAGUACGAACUGGCAUAUUGUUAUUGAAGUAGAAUACGAGCGGGAGGCGGGUGUUCCCGGGGAUUACUUAUAACUGUUGGAGCCGUCGUGUUCCCGUGGCGAGUAGGUAGGUAUGUUGUACAUACGUACGUAUCGUGGUGCGUGCACGUGAUAUAUUUCCCUCCGCGUCACGUCGCGUCGGGUUCAACGGGAGAACAUGAUUUGUGGGGGGGUUAAAUAAGAAAAAAUGUUGCUCAAAUAUAUUGACGUAGGCGUAACUCUGGUUUACUGUACAGCUAUAAAUCUGAAUGUUUUCGCAAAUGGCCAUAAGUAGCUUGUGCGCCGCGUGCCAAAGUCAUAAUGUCACGGUUGUCCUCCGCGCAGCCGAUGCCUCCUCGACUCGGGGAAAAUGUCUUUAUUAUUUAAUUGCCGUUGUAAAGAUAUUCUCAACCUGUUGUAAAUAAAGCAAUAAAUACUUCAAUAACUACGUUUCUA
Molecule: messenger RNA, 2825 nt
Organism: Neodiprion virginianus
Lineage: Eukaryota; Metazoa; Arthropoda; Insecta; Hymenoptera; Diprionidae
Gene: Dpit47
Product: DNA polymerase interacting tetratricopeptide repeat-containing, protein of 47 kDa
Exons: 7
Coding region: 151-1323 (390 amino acids)
Molecular function (GO): Hsp90 protein binding
Source: RefSeq, a predicted model, not a curated record